This is a messenger RNA of Melampsora larici-populina 98AG31, 2154 nucleotides long. RefSeq lists its product as uncharacterized. Bases 1 to 2154 code for a protein of 717 amino acids. The record is from RefSeq and is a predicted model, not a curated record. NCBI's taxonomy places the organism in Eukaryota, Fungi, Basidiomycota, Pucciniomycetes, Pucciniales, Melampsoraceae. The transcript has 4 exons.
AUGUCUUCAGAUAUCUUUAAUCAUAUGGUAUACAUGGAAGAUCCUGAAUGGAAUACUUAUGAUUCUUUGGAAAACUUGAACAUCUUACAAUCCUCCUAUACUAUUACUGAUAGUGUUUCUGGUUUGAGCUCAAAUGCGAAUCACCAGACAAGUCAUUCUUGGAAUACUGUCUUUUUGACUAACCAUCUGUCUGCUUGCUUCUUACGGCGUUGUCAUGAUGUGCAUAUAGAACCCAACAAUGUUUGGAAUCAAGCAGAAUAUCUCCACGAUGGAACCUUUAAUAAAGAUAUCAUGAAGGAUUCUAAUCAAUAUCACCCUCAAUCAUCAAGUGUAAUUCCUGAUCUGCAUCAAUGGGAGAAGUUUCAGUCUCAGUGGCAUGGUCAUGAUUAUUCUGCCAAGGAUCAAUUUGGCUUCGAUAAGCUGACUGCUUUUGGUAAUGAAGGAACUCUGAGAUCAGACUUCAACACUUUUCAUGACAAGCCUGUUGAAGGAAACAGACUUCAACCUCUAAAAAACCCAGCCCGGCUGCAAUGGAAAGAUGGCGCGCACGAAUCUCAGAACAAUCCUUUUUCUAUGGCUAAGAAUUCCAAGUAUAACAUUCCUUACAUUGACAACCCAGUUCCGAGAGCGCAGACAGACAGCACCCCCGCGAAUCAAAUGCAAAGUCAUAUUCUUGAUAUGCAUGUGAGUUCCGGUUCCGCUACACACAACACCAAUACCGAAGAUCAAGACUUCAUGGAAUUCAUCUUGAACCAAGACUUCGAUCAAUGGUUCAAAGAUCCUCAUCUUGAUGUCUCAAAUGAGCAAAGCGGGAAACAUUUUCUCACACCCGAUGAUCAUUCAAAAUUUCACCUUGCGCAGUCUUCUAGGGCCUUGCAACAACAAAUUAGUCUUCCAAGUCAACCACAAGAAAGUGAGAAAAAUGCUAUCAACAUUGACACAUUCAACAUGGAGAAGAUCCGUUUGCUGGACACGUAUCCUAAUCCAACUGAAAAAAGGCUCAAAUCUUGGGGACAAUCUUCCAAUACCGCACACGCCAGUGAAGGCUUGAGUAAAUCUACUGGGGAUCUUCCAAGGGCUGUUAUGUUGGAAAAUAUUCAAGAUGACUUUAUGAAUCUGCAAAGACCAAAUAUACGACCAUAUUUCAGCUCCAAAAGCCCAGUCCUACCCUCCAGCUUUGACAUCUCUGCUACGAAGAAUCCAAACAACCCAUCACCUUCGAAUUCGGAGUCUUUCAAACAUAAUGGCGCCCUUGAAAGUGGCACGACUUCAGUCAAACACAGGCCUGUAUUGGGUUCAGCGAUCCCACCUCGCGCCUAUUAUCCCAAUGUCAAAGACAUAGAAAGAAUCCUCAGACUGACCGGGCCAACAUCUGUACACCAAAAGACAUCGAAUCUUGCAAAAUUUGAAUCUGAAUCUGCCAACCGAAACAUCGGAAGGGUCGGGAUUCGGAAUCGUAACCAACCAGUAGAAUCAAAUCGGAUCAAGACAAUUACAAAUGACUCCACUCAAAUUGGGUCAAGAGGCUCGAGUGAACCCGAAUUGCACCUGGAUGAAUCAUGGGCUUUCAUGGAAAUACAAGAUCCAGGUGGUAACUUUCCCUUUUGUCUUACCAAAAGGAUACCGCCAGAGACACAUGCCCAAAUGUCAAGCUGGUGGGAAAAAGCUGAGAGAGAUGAAGAUUUUCGACAAAUAAUGAGAGGCAAUAUGGAAGAUGCACUUCAAUUGUUUGGUAGAAUAGAUAGAUACCGUUUUAAUCAAGUCACACGUCUCUAUCUUCUUCUUUGGAGAGCAGCUGGAUUUGCAGCUGAAGAGCUUGGGGUCCUUGAACAGAAACGUCAAAUACAAGUACAAAGCUUUGAGUUUUUAACUUCAUUACUUCAUUUGAAAGGUUUUCAUGAAGUGAAUGCGAUUGCAAGAUAUGAAUCAGAAAAGGCAGUGAAUGCAAGAGCAGUCCUCAACCAAUAUUCAAUUUUGUAUAGAUUUUUAGUACUACGCGGACAAAAACCGCUUACCUUCAGAAAUCCGGUGUUCAACAUACUGCUAUCUUUCUUUCGAUAUAGAUCCAAAGCUCUGUAUGAGAGAAUUACGCCUCCUCGAGAUCAGUUUAGCAGAAAAAUAUUUGCAAGAUUUGGUACGGAAGACAGGAAUUAA